This is a messenger RNA of Pocillopora damicornis (cauliflower coral), 2997 nucleotides long. Its product is annotated as phosphatidylserine lipase ABHD16A. Gene Ontology annotation, biological process: phosphatidylserine catabolic process; monoacylglycerol catabolic process. Gene Ontology annotation, cellular component: endomembrane system. Gene Ontology annotation, molecular function: monoacylglycerol lipase activity; glycerophospholipase activity. The record is from RefSeq and is a predicted model, not a curated record. Lineage: Eukaryota; Metazoa; Cnidaria; Anthozoa; Scleractinia; Pocilloporidae.
AAAAUGGCGGAGAUUUAUAGGUGUGCGGUGGGACCACAGUUAUAUCGGAUUUUUACGAAAAAUAGUCGACAAAGUAGACCGUACGAGGGGAAUACCUUGGAGCAAUGUGGCUCAGGAGUUUUACGAGCGUUGUCAUUAGCAUGGUCAGUUUGUUACUCUACUUCCUUGUUAACUGCACCUGCCAUAGGAUUUUAUCUCGUUAGGAAAGGUCUGUUGAGUCAUGCAGGUUUGGCAAGCUUGUCUAGGUUCAUUGGUACAGGACUUAUGGUUGUGUUUGGAGCAUUGUGCAUAAGAGGAUAUGGACGAUUUAAAAAUCAGGACUAUAGAGUAUUCUUAGCUCUUUUAGAAGAAACAAGAAUGAAUAACAAUGAGGAAAACAAGAAAAGACUUGGGUUGUAUGACUUCAGUUUUGAAGCUUGGCCUGUUGAUUACAAAUGGAAUGAAUCCAAAGCUGAUCAAGAUGUACACAGGGAAGCCAAGAAUACCACCUCUCAAAGCAGGUCUUCAAGAUUUUUAUCCUUUCUUGGAUCAUGGCCUUGUGACUUUCUCAGGUAUUUUGUGGCACACUCAGUUGGUCGCCCCUUGAUCUACCCUGGAUCCACUGGUCUUCUUCAAAGUGGAUAUGCUGAACCUUUGAUGAAUGGGAGGCAGUUUUUGAUUGAACGUAGUGGCAAGAGAGCAAAACUGGAAGCAGCAGAUGGAAAUGAGAUUGAUACCAUGUUCAUGGACAAGAGAUCAAGUGGGGAACAUGGAGUUCAUGGGGAUACUUUGGUUAUAACAUGUGAAGGGAAUGCAGGCUUUUAUGAAGUUGGUCUGAUGAUGACUCCUUAUAAAGCUGGAUAUUCAGUUUUAGGAUGGAAUCAUCCUGGUUUUUCUGGGAGCAGUGGUGUGCCAGGACCAGAAUCUGAGAGAAAUGCUAUAGAUGUUGUGAUACAAUAUGCUGUUGAAGUGCUAGGCUUCUCAGUUUCUAACAUUGUUAUAUAUGCAUGGUCAAUAGGGGGUUAUCCAGCAGUUUGGGCAGGAAGAACUCACCCUAAGAUUGGUGCUUUGGUUUUAGAUGCAACAUUUGAUGACAUUGUUCCACUUGCUCAGUGCAAGAUGCCUGAAAGCAUAAGUGGUUUUACGACAAGGGUUGUAAAGGAAUAUUUUCAUCUUGACAUUGCUCGUAUGUUAUACAGCUAUCCAGGCCCGGUGCUGUUCAUCAGAAGAAUGAGAGAUGAGAUCAUCACAACUGAGGAAGGAGAUAUCAGUUCAAACCGUGGAAAUGAUCUCCUGGUGAAGUUUCUCAAAUUCAGAUAUCCAAAGUUAGUUGAUGACAAUGGUGAAGACGCAUUAUAUGAAUAUCUCGCCGCCCCUGAUCAAGCCACCAAGAAAGCUAUUUGGGAUAGCCUGAGUGUCGAGGCCAAUUUAUGCGAGUCAAUGUACAAGAAUUAUGUGAAAGAAAACGGAAAGGAAUAUCCCAUGAUGAUUGGUCAAGAUCUGUCAGUGGAACAACGGAUUCAUCUACUGAUGUUUCUAGUUUUGCAGUAUUUGAUGGACUUUGAUGCCACACACUGUAUGAAUUUGCCAGCUUCAGAGUUUCGCCAACCCUGGAAUGAGUAGCGAUAUUCAUUUACGUUCUGCGGGAAAUCUUGACAACGCUGAAACGAUCUUUUUCAUUAGUGUAGACUGUUUGUGUAGGAUUUAUGAGGUAUAGAUAUCUACGUGAGUCUGAUUAAUCCUCUAACCCGAGUAACGGUCUGUUCAUAGCUAGCAGGGUCAAGAGGUUCUUAUGAAAAGUAAAAGAAAAAGAUUAGCUUACUUGAUCUCAAUCCAUCUUUUUAUCCACAUGCUACGAAGGUGUACGGGUGAAUAAUUUAUGAUAUCAUGAAUUAACUAGAUUGUUGUUUUGCUACAAGAAAGAAACUUUUAGUACUUAAGCCAUCCACCCGAGCCUGUGACCAAUAAAUAACUUUUCCUUUCGAUAUUAACUCAUUGUUAGACAGUUAAGUACAAAAAAAGGAAACAAAAGUGUUAACUAUAAGAGACAAAAGUUUUAUUUAACAUCAAAUUCCCAUAAGUGAAAUUUUAAGAAAUACAUGGCAAGUAGGGAGAAUUGUUUGGGAUCGUUAGAGCCAAUGAAUCAAGCCAUAAUGCAUUGUUGUUAUUAUUACCAGUUUUAAUUUGCGUUGUCUUUAGCCAUCUAUAUUGUGUUUCUUUGCUGCGUUUACUUGCGUAUUUGUUUUUUUUUCGACCUGGGCUGGGGAUGAACAUUACCUCCAUUCUGAGGUUCUUUGAAAUCAAGAGAUUAAGAAAAGUUUAGCAUCUCUUGGUUCAAUAUGUAAGCAUUUUAUAAAUCUUGGUCCAAACCCAAAUUUUCGUAUUCAUUUUUACAGCCGCGUUAAGUGGUUCAUGUGGUACUGUAUGCUGAGUAUGAUACCCACUGAUUAGACUGUACAGGAUAUUAAGAUCGAAAAUAAUCAGAACAAAGGUUUCAUUUACACUAUUGAAAGCCAAAUGUUAAACCAGUAAAUGAAAGAAAUGGCUUGACGCUGUUGUUUUGGUGGUAUCAACUACUUAUUUUAAGUUCAUUUCAAACGUGGCGCAAAGUUAGGGCUUUUUUCGGUGAAUUCCGUGAUAAAAUUUUUGUUCCUUCGCGAGAAAAAAAUUCCAUAUCGUUACUUCUAUUAAAUAUGCUGUGUAAUAGUUUAACUGACAGGAUAUCAGUUCAGAAAGACCCGGUUUCAGUUAGGUUUAUCGUAUCGUUAUUGUAAUUAUACUCCCGUGAUUUUAUGAGAAUAUCAUACUAUCUUAGGGUGACGUGUUAUUAAUUGUUGCUUCAUUGAGACGAAACUAUUUAAUGCAAGUUUUUAAAUGUAUUUAGUGUUAUUUGACGUAAGGUGGUUUUGAAUUAAUUUGUGGCAGAUAUGCAAAGUGUGAAAGCUUUCCGCGGUAGUAAUGGUUGUAAAAGGUGUGUUUAUUCACCGUGGUUGUAAUGAUAAACGAAUUCAAAGUAUA